AUGUGUGAUGUUACUAUCUAUGUUACUUCCACUGUGAGUAGUCUCGUGGAAGCAGACGGCAAUGAGAUCUGGCGCCUGCCGGAGGAGCUCCUCGCAUCGAUCAUCUCCCUCACGUCGCCGCCUGACGCCGGACGCUGUGCCGCCGUCUCCCGGGCCUUCCUUGCCGCCGCGGACUCGGACGCCGUCUGGUCCUGCUUCCUGCCCCACGACCUCCCACAGUUCGCUCAGGGCGUGCUCCGCCGCGCGCCGCCGUCCAAGAAGGGCUUGUUCCGAUGCCUCUCCGACCAACCGGCGCUCCUCCCAGGCAAGCUCAGCAUGCGGCUGGACCGGGCUACUGGCGCCAAGUGCUACAUGCUCUCGGCGAGGUCGCUGCAUAUUUCGUGGGGCGAGACAAGACAAUACUGGGAAUGGAUCAAACUCCGUUCUCAUGAGGUCCAAGCAAACAACAGAUUCUCUGAAGCAGCUCAACUUCGGGGAGUUUGGUGGCUGUUAAUCCGUGGCAAAAUACAUAGCACAAUGCUCUGCCGGAACUCCAAGUAUGCUGCUUACAUGGUGUUCAAGCUAGCGGAUGAGUUCACCAAGCUUGAUUUCCCGUUUCAAGAGGCAUCAAUAAGUGUUGGAGGGAAUGAUUCAUCAACACGCCAAGUUUGCCUCCAAGCCUACAUGGAGGAUGGGGAUGCGGAUGACGUUAUGCUCCCUCGAAAAAGGGCUGACGGCUGGAUGGAGGUCGAGCUAGGCGAGUUCUACAACGGAGAAGGCUGCGACGGUGACAUGUUUGUGACCCUAAUGGAGACAGAAGCAGGAGUUUUCAAGAGUGGUCUUAUUGUGUGGGGUAUCGAGAUUAGAACUAAGCAAUGA
Molecule: messenger RNA, 858 nt
Organism: Triticum aestivum (bread wheat)
Lineage: Eukaryota; Viridiplantae; Streptophyta; Magnoliopsida; Poales; Poaceae
Product: F-box protein PP2-B11-like
Exons: 4
Coding region: 1-858 (285 amino acids)
Molecular function (GO): protein binding
Source: RefSeq, a predicted model, not a curated record